AUGAAGAAGCAAGAGAAGGACCAUAGGAAGAGAAAGGCCCUUCGCUUUGCCAAAGGGUUCGAGAGGGCGACCACAGCGGAGCAGCUGUCGGCCAUCUUUGCUUCGUCUGCUCGCGUUGGUUCCUGCCCGAAUGUCCCAUGCCGCGUGUGUGAGUCGGCCAAGCGGCAAGCAGGAGCGAGUGCAGAUUGGCUGCAUCAAUACGUGGAGCCACGGCAGUCGUUCGGCCAGUGGUACAGCUCAGAGGCGCGGAAUCGCGUGACGCCAGAGCGGAGGACGAUCUACUUCCUUCCGUUUGGCGAGUUCGAGGACAAUGCCGCGCACAUCUUCGACAAGCUCAUCGCCUUUGCUCGGAUCUACUUCCUGGGUAUGGAGGUGGCCCUCUUGCCCACACUCGAGAUCACCUCGGCAGCGGGGAAGCUGGGCAUCGACGUGCCGCGACACUUCCUGCCGGACGACGCCUACUGCCUCCUCGCCUUCACGAUGGAGGAUCUCUACGACGGACAGCGCGACUCGUUCGUGGUGGGGCUGGCGUCGUUGGAGAGUCGCGUGGGGCUGUUCUCCUUCGCCCGCUACGAUCCGGCAUUUCGUGACAAGCUACACGAUGAGGCGGAGCACGAAAACGACGCCGAGGCAGAAAGAGCGAAGAAGAAGAGGAAAGGAACGAAGACGGAGGCCAAGAAGAAGACCGCACGCAAGGGGAAGGAGAAAGCGCCGGUUGAGGAAGAAGAGGAGGACGAACCCCAAGCAGACACUGCAGGGCAAGCGGAGGCCAACCGAAGGCUAUUGAUCGCUCGAAGCUGCAAGGUGAUGGCUCACGAGGUGUUCCACAUGUUCAACAUUGAACACUGCGUGUACUACAGCUGUUGCAUGAACGGGUCGGGGCAUGUGAGCGAAGACGACGCGCAGCCGAUGCACCUGUGCCCCGUCGACCUCCACAAGCUGUAUCAUGCACUCGGCGGCUUAGACGUGGAGGACAGCGGAGGAGAUGACCAGAGAAGCGAGCUGGGUCGAUGUCCGACUGGCGACUCUCUCCGCGCUUGA
This is a messenger RNA of Acanthamoeba castellanii str. Neff, 1041 nucleotides long. RefSeq lists its product as uncharacterized. Gene Ontology annotation, biological process: proteolysis. NCBI's taxonomy places the organism in Eukaryota, Discosea, Longamoebia, Acanthamoebidae. Gene Ontology annotation, molecular function: metallopeptidase activity. The coding region runs from base 1 to 1041 and encodes 346 amino acids. The record is from RefSeq and is a predicted model, not a curated record. The transcript is spliced from 12 exons.